Halichondria panicea is the source of this 1311-nucleotide messenger RNA. RefSeq lists its product as uncharacterized. The transcript has 4 exons. NCBI's taxonomy places the organism in Eukaryota, Metazoa, Porifera, Demospongiae, Suberitida, Halichondriidae. Bases 1 to 1311 code for a protein of 436 amino acids. The record is from RefSeq and is a predicted model, not a curated record.
AUGAGUUCUACAGCCUCACCCACCUUAAACAGUUUGUUCCAGAAGAGCCACCGCGUACAUGAGUAUACAGAGCCAGACCAAGUUGUACCAAUGAAGGUCCUGUUCAAGGAUGAAAAGUACACAGCAGAAACGAUUGACAUUCUGUCUCAAAUUGCCAAAGAUGCCAAGUUAGAUCAUUUUGUGCCUCAGGUUGUGAUUGGUGACCAACUGUCAUGUAAGAAUAUAAGGGGAAGCAAAUUGUGGCGACAGGCUGAAGUUGAAGAAAUAGAUACUUUGAAAUGGGCAAAUGAAACCCCAGGAGACUUCCACUUCCUCUGGACAUGUCUGCGUACGGUCUUUACGAAGUUCUGGGGGUGUCCCGCUCAUUCCGGAACAUUGUGCAACAUGCGUGAGGUGACACGACGAACAAGUGUUGACAAGAAUGUUAAAGUAUUCAACGUAUGUGACGAGUUUUUAGUUCAUGCCUUCAAAGGGCAUCUCAUCUCCGGUGUUUUGACUUACUUCAAGGCGAAAUCACCUGCUGACCUCAUUGAGCAUAGUGCGACAGAGAGAUGGCUACAAGAAACAGCCGAUACGUUAGUGUCGAAAACCCUCAUGCCAAGCAACUCUACUGAUCCAGUGUACAAAAUGCAUAGAUCAUUCCUUCACCAUGCAUUCCUAUACAUCGAUGUACGGGAAGCAAUUCGAUGGGAGAAUGGCCAACAAAUUGUCAGGCAUUGGAAAUACUGGUUGCCACACUUUCUUGCAGAGGGGUGUACAAACUAUGCCGUCGAGGCAGUUCAUGUCAUCUCAAACUUAAUAGCAUCAUUUCCAAAGCACAUAGCGUAUAUUGCGACGCACAACCGGACCGUCAACAUGACAGGUAGACCAGGACGAGCAAAGCCAAUUGAUCAGCUAAUGGAGCAUUACAACCUGAUAUUCAAGCAGACACUGAGAACAUCUGGUGGAAACCUUACUCCUCAACAUGUUGAAGAUGUAUCCUUAGCUGUUCUUUUCUUGAUGGAAGCCGCCAAACGGGUAGACACAGUACUUGGGGCAUCAAGACAGUCUACAUCACACACUGUUCGAGAUGCAAGUCAGGACAUACUGAAAAUAGCCAAAGAUCUGACCGACAGAAAAACAACAGAAGAAGUUCCCAGUCGAUCUUCUCCGGUACAUUCUGACAAUAGUGAAGUAGGCUGGAAAAAAUUGACCACAACAUCUUGGCUGAAAGACGUCUUGUCUAAGAAAGCACAUCUACAAGUGGAUGAAACGGAUAUAAGCACACAGAGAGAAGUUGCUAGUGACUAUGAACUUUCUGAUGUUAUAUGA